CCGGCGGGUGGGCGGUCGGUCGGUCGGUCGGUCGGUCCCGGUGCCCCUCUCGGUGCCCCUGCCCCGGCCCCGGGGGGUGUCCUUGCCCAGGAUGACGCUGAAGUGCAGCCGGAGCGAGAGCGCCAGCAGUCUGCGGACCGCUCUGUCCGACCUCUACCUGGACCACUUGCUGCACAACCGCGCCAAGCCCGAGACCAUUUCGUAUCCAUCCAGCGCCAUGAGCGAGGACAUAUACACCAACGGGUCGGCCGAGCCAGGCAGCCCGGCCCACGUCAACGGACGGGAAGUGCGGAAAGUGCGGCUCAUCCAGUUUGAGAAGGUCACGGAGGAGCCCAUGGGGAUUACUCUGAAGCUGAAUGAGAAACAGUCGUGCAUGGUGGCCAGGAUUCUACAUGGAGGCAUGAUUCAUAGACAAGGCUCCCUUCACGUGGGGGAUGAGAUCCUAGAGAUAAAUGGCACCAGUGUGACCAACCACUCAGUCGACCAGCUGCAGAAGGUGAUGAAAGAAACCAUGGGAACAAUUUCGUUAAAAGUAAUCCCCAACCAGCAGAGCCGUCUCCCUGCGCUUCAGAUGUUCAUGCGGGCGCAGUUUGACUACGACCCCAAGAAGGACCACUUGAUUCCCUGCAAGGAGGCCGGCCUGAAGUUCAACACCGGGGACGUCAUCCAGAUCAUCAACAAGGAUGACAGCAACUGGUGGCAGGGCAAGGUGGAAAGCCCCAACGCGGAGUCGGCCUCGGCGGGGCUGAUCCCGUCACCUGAGCUGCAAGAGUGGCGAGUGGCGAGCAUGGCCCAGUCCGCUCCCAGCGAAGCUCCGAGCUGCAGCCCUUUUGGGAAGAAGAAGAAAUACAAGGACAAGUACCUGGCCAAGCACAGCUCAAUUUUUGACCAGCUGGACGUGGUUUCCUACGAAGAGGUGGUGCGGCUGCCUGCCUUCAAGAGGAAGACCCUGGUGCUGAUCGGUGCCAACGGAGUGGGUCGCAGCCACAUUAAGAACGCUCUGCUCAGCAACAACCCGGAGAAGUUUGUGUACCCCACACCGUACACCACCCGACCGCCAAAGAAGAACGAGGUGGACGGGAAGGAAUACCACUUCAUCUCCACCGAAGAGAUGACCAAGAACAUCUCCACCAACAAGUUCUUGGAGUUCGGCAGCUACCAGGGCAACAUGUUUGGCACCAAGUUUGAGACGGUGCAUCAAAUCCACGAGCACGACAAGAUCGCCAUCUUGGACAUCGAGCCCCAGACCCUGAAGAUUAUUCGGACAGCAGAGCUUUCUCCUUUCAUCGUGUUCAUUGCUCCGACAGACAAGGCUGACAAGUCAGAAGCUCUGCAGCAGCUGCAGAAGGACUCGGAGAUGAUCCGCAGCCGAUACGCUCAUUACUUUGACCUCUCUCUGGUGAACAAUGGCAUCGAGGAAACCCUCAAGAUGUUGCAGGACGCCUUCGAACAGGCCUGCAGCUCCCCACAGUGGGUUCCCGUCUCUUGGGUCUACUGAUCGAGGCACCUCUCUGCCCGUCUUUCAGCAUGGGGGAAAACCACUGUGAUCUUCCUCAUCUCCAUACAGUCCAAUAAGGCCCCAAACCUCAAAUGUCCUGAAUCCAGUUUCAAUUGUUUUAUCAUCCGAACAGGGUAAGAGUGUAGCGUAUUUUUCAAGACGAGCGUCCGAGGGCCAGGGUGCUGUGCUGGCCCGAAGCCAUCGGCUCCCCUCGUACAAAUCUCAAUUAGUACAGUGCAGGGUCCGGCCUCCCGACUUAUCGGACGGGAGGCCUGGUUGUGAGAUUUGAUACAGCCACCUCAUCUAGCCUUCCGGACAACCGUACGCCAGUAGCCGAACCGAGCUGGGCGGAGCAGCUAAGAACCUGGGGGCUGGAAGGGACCUUUCUCCGUCCUGCCUCGGGGCAGGGUAACACUCAGAUUGUCUACCCUAUAAAUUCCCAAGAUUAAAUGCUAACAAAUCCGUGAUUCAGACGCACGUUCUAAUGAGUUUAGGAGAGAUGAUCCACGCACAAUUUACCAACUGCAGGACAGCUGCCCAUCCUUCAUGAGAAUUCACAUCGAUGCAACAGUCCAACAGUACCCUUAACACAUCCUCUAUGAUCCAUGCUCUGCUUUGUGUUUUCAAAUGCCGUUAAGCAAUUGCAGUGGACCAUGGCUCAUCUUGCUCAAACUCCAAUUCGUUGGGAACGAAGGCACCUGACUCCAUUUGUGUCUUUUUGCUUCGGGAAGGGUGGUGGCUCCAGUGAGAUGUUGCAAAAUGUGUGUUGUGCAAUUUUUAAGGAUGCCAAAAAAAAAACAAAAAACCAUACGAUGUGCAAUAGGACAUUGUUGUAGUCCACUGCAGGGAAACCUUUAGUAGCAAUAAAAAUGUGGCUGUCUAAAAGCUAA
Ornithorhynchus anatinus (platypus) is the source of this 2388-nucleotide messenger RNA. RefSeq names its product membrane palmitoylated protein 1 (gene MPP1). The record is from RefSeq and is a predicted model, not a curated record. The transcript has 12 exons. Gene Ontology annotation, molecular function: signaling receptor binding. Lineage: Eukaryota; Metazoa; Chordata; Mammalia; Monotremata; Ornithorhynchidae. Gene Ontology annotation, cellular component: plasma membrane; cell-cell junction. The coding region runs from base 92 to 1498 and encodes 468 amino acids.